Messenger RNA from Aspergillus welwitschiae, 1384 nucleotides. RefSeq names its product class I SAM-dependent methyltransferase. The record is from RefSeq and is a predicted model, not a curated record. The coding region runs from base 180 to 1127 and encodes 315 amino acids. Gene Ontology annotation, molecular function: methyltransferase activity. Lineage: Eukaryota; Fungi; Ascomycota; Eurotiomycetes; Eurotiales; Aspergillaceae. Gene Ontology annotation, biological process: ubiquinone biosynthetic process. The transcript is spliced from 2 exons.
GUGAGAGCGUAGUAGAUGCUCGACGAUAACUGAAAGUGGAGCCGGCGGGAAGAGUUGGGGAGAAAAAGACCGGGCGGGUGCCUGAGGAUCCCGGAUCCAGAACGGAUUCCGCUUCUGGGAUUCUCGUUCUUCUUUCCGCCGACCAACCGUUCAUCCAUCCUCACCUCAGUCCAGCCAUCAUGUCGUCCCGCACCGUCUGGAGGAGUCUCCAAUUGCAAGCCCGGAGACGUUUCACCGUCCCGGAGACACCAUACCGCUGCUUCUCCUGCACGCGACGUGCCCAGGAGUCGCCCAAGUCCAACCAGGACGAUCGCAUGACCCAUUUCGGCUUCCAAAAUGUUCCCGAAGCACAGAAGGAGUCUUUGGUGGGGGCCGUGUUCAGCUCCGUUGCCUCGUCCUACGAUGUGAUGAACGACAUGAUGUCGCUGGGCAUCCACCGCCUGUGGAAGGAUCACUUUGUCCGCUCUCUCAACCCCGGAUCCGCACUUCCCUCUCGCGAACACGAUACGGCAGGACGUGGUUGGAACAUUCUCGAUAUCGCCGGCGGGACGGGCGAUAUCGCGUUUCGCAUGCUGGACCACGCGACGAACAUCAACAAUGACCACGAAACCCGCGUAACGAUCGCCGAUAUCAACCCGGACAUGCUGGCGGAGGGCCAGAAGCGCAGCGUGCAGACGCCUUACUACAACACAAACCGACUGUCGUUCAUGCAGGGCAAUGCGCAGUCCAUGCCUUCCAUCCCGGACAACUCGGUGGACCUCUACACUGUGGUGUUUGGUAUCCGCAACUUCACGGAUAAGCAGGCAGCAUUGAACGAAGCGUUCCGUGUGCUGAAGCCUGGUGGUGUGUUCGCCUGCAUGGAAUUCAGCAAGGUCGACAACGCCCUGUUCAAUGCGGUCUACAAGCAGUGGAGUUUCAGCGCCAUUCCCAUGAUUGGUCAGUUGGUGGCGGGUGAUCGGGACAGCUACCAGUACUUGGUCGAGAGUAUCGAGCAGUUCCCUAGCCAGGAGGAGUUCCGCGGCAUGAUCCAGAAGGCUGGCUUCAUGAUCCCGGGACGUGGUUUCGAGAAUCUGACGGGUGGAAUUGCCGCUAUUCACAAGGGUAUCAAGCCGCUUUCCCGGGCUUAAGAGGGGCAACUAAAAGGGAUGGAUGGAUUGUUUCAGACAGUGUACACUAGCAUAUCUUUUUCGCCACUGUAAUAAUAUUGACAGUCAGUUAUUGACAUGGAAGGCAGUUGAGCCAGUCCGGAACGGCAGCGGGGAAUGGAUCUGCAAGACAUCAGCAGCGUUGCGGAUGGUGUGAUGGCGGAUUCCGAAUGGCCGGGCGGAGGCAGACUAAGUAGGGGUUAGAACUUAGAAGAGCGUAGAAGGAUGCAUGCGUCGGG